AUGAUGCUUAACAUUAGACUAUCAUAUAGUUCUGCACCAUAUUCUCUUAUUAGGUUUAGAUUACCUGAAAACCUAUUCAGUGUGUUUGUUAGAAGAAUGGCUAGUGCUUUGGAACUCUGGUGUCUACCAAGCAUGGCACUGGGUAACAUCUUGGAUGUCGGUUACAAAACAAUAAUUUACAGCAACACCGAAAGCAAAUUCCUAGGCAACAAUGAUGAUAGACUAUCUAAGUUCAGAUAUAUCAUAUGUCCAUCUAUUGUCACUCAGUGGUUAAACUUCUUAACAUAUGUACUAUUAUUGGUUGUUUACUUGAUGGGUGGUGAUCAAGGACAUCUAACUACGUUCUACUUCGUUAUUGCAAUAUCUGGUGUUGUAUUUGGUAUCAACAUGACUCUGUUGUAUUCUGUAGACUUUCAUUAUCUACCUGUCUAUAUUGUUGGUGAAAACUCAUUUCCAGCUCUCACAUCACUUAUACACUAUUUGGCAACUCUCACGUUUGGUAACAGAAGGAAGUAUAAUAGUGACUUCCUACUUGUAGAGAUUGACAUAGUGGUGGCAAUAAUAAUCUCAUUUGUGGCAGCCAUGGUAUGGAGCAUAGGAUAUGGAUACUUUGCUGGUCAACUAAGUAAUCCUGCUAGUCCUGCAGAUACUGAUCUGAAGCACAUCUAUUCAUUUGGAUUCAUUGCUAAAUUUAGACCAGAACAGAUCUCACCUUUUCUAAUGAUAGUUGUUGGUAUGGGUCUGGUUUAUGCUAUUUAUCCAGGAAUAGCACCUGGUAUGAUUGUACCAUUCUAUCUUAUCGAUAAGAUUGAAAUGGUACUCCUAAUAGCCACCAUAUUUCCUCCGGUAAUUGUAGCUACCCUAAGGAGAACUGCAAGCAAAACAUCUAUUUGGAGUCAUUACCAAUCUCCAAUGUGCAAAUGGGGAUAUGAUGAAACAACACAGGAAGGUUCUGCUUGGAAGUGGAAGAAUACAGGCAAUACUACUGAUGAAAGUGGUGCUAAUCGUGCUUCUGCUAGUUUUGAUGCUUUCUUCUGGCAUGCCUUUGAUCUUCUGAUGGUUAUUAAAAUUUCACUAGCUGCCAUCUUUAUUUACUCUUUACAUUAUAGAGAAUCCAAUUUAUCCCGUUCUAUCAUUAAUCAACCGAAGAUGUCCACUUUCCUAUCCAUUGUAUUUUAUAUGUGUCAUGAGUGUUUACUUGCUAUAGGUUUUCCAGGUCUUGUAGGUGCUAAUGGUGGAGGAGACUACGUAUUGAUACCACAAUACAUAGGAGCGCUAUUUAUGAUAUUUUUGGCCUUCUACAGUGAAGGUUAUAUCAUUGAAUAUAAAAGUCAUGAUCCUGCUCAUUGGCCCAAAUAG
Theileria annulata is the source of this 1359-nucleotide messenger RNA. Its product is annotated as Tpr-related protein family member, putative. The coding region runs from base 1 to 1359 and encodes 452 amino acids. The record is from RefSeq and is a predicted model, not a curated record. NCBI's taxonomy places the organism in Eukaryota, Apicomplexa, Aconoidasida, Piroplasmida, Theileriidae. The transcript has a single exon.